UUCUACUAUCUAAAGACUGUCGCCCUUUUAAAUUAGUCGAACAGCUCGAAUAACUGAAUUAUCAAAGAGAUGAUUUUAUAUGAAUCAAGUGAUUAAGUUAGACUCCUAAAUACUGGCGUCGGCGUGACGGCGGUCGAGAUCGGCGAUGGCGAUGGCGACGGCGGAGGGCUCGAGUUUGCCCGGAGAUCUCUCGCAGAGGGCGGUGCGGUUGGCGAACGAAAGGGACGCUGCAGCAGCUUGGUGGUUGCGUCCUGCGCGAGUCAAGCUUGAUGGGCCCUUUCUAUCUCCGUCACAAACGCCAGAUCUGACUAGAUAACGAAGAAAAGAAGGAGGAAAAAAGGAGCUGUGAUUCGCGAGAAGUGUGGCGGAUGACGGCUCUUCAUCCUUUCCGCUGCACUUUUCGCCUUCCCUUUUCUUCUUACUCAUCCUCUUCCUCGCUUGGCAGUAGGCGCUUGAGGUGCUCCGGCGACAACCAGGCUCCCGCUGCCCUCGAUACUAACAAGCUUGUGUUGGAGGUCAAGGAAAAACUUCAAAGAGAGCAUGCUAAUCUCCCAAUUGGAAAGAAUGGUAGAGACGAUGAAGAAAUGCUCCUUUGGUUUUUGAAGGAUCGAAGGUUUUCUGUUGAAGAGGCUGCCAUGAAAUUGUCUAUGGCUAUUAAAUGGCGUGAGGAUUUUGGUGUAUCGAAUUUGUGUCAGGAAUCGGUUCAGGAGUUAUAUGCAACUGGCAAGGCUUAUGUGCAUGACUUCCCUGACAAUAAGGGCAGACCCGUAUUUGUGGUAGUUGCACGGAAACAUUUUCCUGGGAAACAGGAAUUCAUUGAGGAUGAGAGACUCUGUGUCCAUAUGAUUGAGAAUGCAUUGAGCAAACUUCCUCCUGGAGUUGAACAAAUUCUGGGCAUUAUUGAUCUAAGAGGCUUUCGAAUAGAAAACACAGAUAUCAAAUUUUUGAAGUUUCUGAUUGAUGUGUUCUAUUAUUACUAUCCGAAAAGGCUAGGGCAGGUUCUCUUCGUUAAUGCUCCUUUGGUGUUUCGACCUGUUUGGCAGCUUAUGAAACCUUUAUUGAAGUCAUAUGCCUCAUUGGCUCGGUUCUGCGACAUGGAGACAGUCAGAAAGGAGUACUUCACAGAAUCAACAGUUCCACCAGACUUCCUUGAUUGAAUUAUGAUGAAAGGUUGAGUUCUAUUGCAUUCCAAAGACCCGGGAAAUUUUUGGUUGACACCUUCCAACCUCGAAACCUUCAGCUGUUUCUUUGAAUCUGUCACGAUUCUUGAUUAUCGUCAAGUCAUAUUUGUGCUAUUUGAGAUCAGACUAUUCAAAUCAUUAUGUCCUUUUAUUUCCAUGAAGUACGACUUAAUGCGGUU
This is a messenger RNA of Zingiber officinale, 1360 nucleotides long. Its product is annotated as phosphatidylinositol transfer protein CSR1-like. Bases 369 to 1157 code for a protein of 262 amino acids. The transcript is spliced from 8 exons. The record is from RefSeq and is a predicted model, not a curated record. NCBI's taxonomy places the organism in Eukaryota, Viridiplantae, Streptophyta, Magnoliopsida, Zingiberales, Zingiberaceae.